Molecule: messenger RNA, 1866 nt
Organism: Rhinocladiella mackenziei CBS 650.93
Lineage: Eukaryota; Fungi; Ascomycota; Eurotiomycetes; Chaetothyriales; Herpotrichiellaceae
Exons: 2
Coding region: 1-1866 (621 amino acids)
Biological process (GO): SCF-dependent proteasomal ubiquitin-dependent protein catabolic process
Cellular component (GO): SCF ubiquitin ligase complex
Source: RefSeq, a predicted model, not a curated record
AUGGGUGAAAAACAACUGCCAUUGAGAUCGUCGACCCGACGAGCUGCUGCCGCGAAUCGCAUUCGCGGGCCUCAAUCGGCCCUCACGGAUUUCCUUGCAUCUCACAAUAUUUCGGCGCACCAGAUUCAACAAGACUACCAACGUCGUCUAGAAGAGGCUCAGCGGCAAGAGCAAGAAAAUGCCAACCACGCCGCGCAAGACAAUGAGCAUGAGUCUGAUGAUGCUGAGGAAGACCCAGUCGAGCGCACGAAGCGCAAGAGAAAAGAGGAGAUGGCUUUGAUGAAAAUCAAGCAGAGCAAAGAAUUCAAGCGCCGCAAGUAUCUUCAGCAAAAGAACCGCGGAAGUGACUAUGAAGACGACGAGGGAGAAGAUGAUGCUCUGGCUCGAGGCAUGCUUGAAAAAUCAAAACCGCUACCUGGCCAACUUGAGAACUGUGAGAUAUGCGGAAAGAGAUUCACUGUGACGCCAUACAGCAAGACGGGCCCAGAUGGUGGUCUGCUGUGCACUAAAUGUUCCAAAGAGCUCAAGGAUGAGGAGAAGAAGGAGGCGCAGGCCAAGAAGAAAAGGGCCUCCAUUCCACGAGGUCGUCGUCGACAAGCUGAAAGCGAUCGACUGAUGGGAGAUGUCAAACCCGGUGCUAAAAGUCUCGUGGAUGUCUGUGUCCGUCGAGUUGCCAAUGUCGUCCAUGACAUCGAAGAAUUUGGUGACAUGCCCCAGAAUCUGCUUGACCGGUUGAGCCAGAUUCUUUCCAAACAGCGAGUGCUCACACCUCGAGUUCUGGAGCUUUUCCUGCGCCCUGACGUCGAUCGUAUUGCAAUUUACGACUGUGGCAAGCUCGAAGAGGAAGAUUUCCAAAAGAUCUUUGCAUACAUGCCUCAGGUAGAAAUCGUCAACUUGCGGUUUGCAGGCCAACUGAAGGAUAAACCGUUGCUCUACAUGGUGGAUAAAUGCAAGAAGAUCCGUCAUUUGCAACUAGGUGCGACAAAUCUUGUCUCUGACACUGCAUGGGUGGAAUUGUUUCGCAAACUGGGUCCUCAGCUAGAAAGCCUGAAGUUAUCAGAGCUCAAUGACUCUUUGAAAGAUGAUACGGUGAAAGAAUUGGCGAAGCACUGCCAGAACCUGAAACGACUCAAGUUGAGAUCUUGUUCAUACAUGGGAGAAGAGUCAAUUCACUCUCUCUGCGCGCUGACCAAACUUGAGCACUUGACUCUCGGCGUUGCUCAACAAGAGACUUCAUUUGUCACUUUGGUUCAGCUCAUCUCGAUUCUCGGCCACAAUCUACGAACACUAUGUCUAGAAGACUUCUCCAAUCUGGACGAUGCCGUACUCGAGGCGAUCAAGAACCACUGUAAUAAAUUGACCAAACUUCGCAUCCGUGGAAGCAGUCUCUGUUCCGACCGCGCCUUCGCCGAACUCUUCGACAACAACUCCCCUAUUCCCCCGCUCGUGUACGCCGACCUGUCCGACAACCGAGACGUUGACAACAUGAAUCCGGACGGAGACGUUGACGACCCAAUUGGUUUCGGCUCGACCGCAUUGGCCAGCCUCAUGAAUCACUCUGGCAAGCGCCUCCAACGACUGAAUCUUAAAGCGAAUCGACACAUCUCUCACGAAGCGCUGAUGGAGGUCUUUGAUGGCGAGAAGAAAUACGCGUUUCUGCAGGACAUGGACCUGUCGUUCGUGACGCAAGUUGACGAGGUCGUUAUGGCGGGUAUUUUCAAGAGCUGCCCGGCCCUCUCCAAGCUGGCUGUCUUCGCUUGUUUCAAUGCCAGAGGGACCCGCAUCCCUGCUGGAGUUGCGGUGAUUGGACUACCAAAUGCGCAGGAUAAUAUUGUCGUUGAAGGUGACGUGGUGAUGGACUUGUAA